Messenger RNA from Spodoptera frugiperda (fall armyworm), 6113 nucleotides. It is a transcript of the gene Dhap-at, whose product is annotated as dihydroxyacetone phosphate acyltransferase. Gene Ontology annotation, cellular component: peroxisomal membrane; mitochondrial membrane. Gene Ontology annotation, biological process: ether lipid biosynthetic process. The transcript is spliced from 11 exons. Lineage: Eukaryota; Metazoa; Arthropoda; Insecta; Lepidoptera; Noctuidae. The coding region runs from base 234 to 2279 and encodes 681 amino acids. The record is from RefSeq and is a predicted model, not a curated record. Gene Ontology annotation, molecular function: glycerone-phosphate O-acyltransferase activity.
UUGCAAAAAUUCAGUAAUUUCGCGACUGGGAUGCAAGAAGGUUGUGUCCGAUCCCGUAAUUAAUAAAUUUGUCAAAACAACAAGUUUGUGCAUAGAAAAUUAAACGAACGAAUUCAAAGAACAAUUGGAAUCGUAUGUGAACAGAACUUAAAUUAGUUGCGAAAUUCGUAACCUCUAAUCGGAAUUCAGUUAUGUGUUAGUUUGUUUGUUAUUUUGUGUCAAAAAGCGUGAAAAUGAAUGUGGGAAGGGCUUAUGUUGACAUCCUGGAGCCUAGGAGGAAGCCGGGAGGCAUUGUUGGUUUCAUGACCCGGAAUUGGUAUCCGCAACAUACUAUGACUUUGGACAAGAAGUAUUCACCUGAGGACCUCAAAGACCUGGUCGCAAAUUCUCUGUACAUGGACUCGAUUAUGGAAUCGAUAUGUUCAAGAACUGGUGCCACUAAAGAAGAGCUGCAGAAGAUAGUGCACAAUUUCCUGGAAGAAAUGGGCCUUGAUAAGAAGGUCCAUGUGAUUAGGUGGAUGGGAGUGCUCUUCCUCAAGAUUUGCUUCAUGAUGAAAAUCAAGAUGUUUGUCAAUGAAGUUGCUGUAUUUAAGCUGAAAUCGAUAAUGGGCAACAAUCCAGUCCUGUUCCUGCCCACCCACAGGAGUUACGCAGAUUUCUGCCUGAUGACCUAUCUGUGUUACCACUUCAACAUUGAUUUCCCAGCCGUGGCUGCUGGCAUGGAUUUCUACUCCAUGGCGGUAAUAGGUCGCCGUAUGAGGGAGACUGGCGCCUUCUACAUCCGUCGCACGCUGGGCGGAGACGAACUGUACGCCGUCACUCUGAAGCAGUACGUCAAGACUGUGGUGGCUAAACAUGCUGCACCCAUCGAGUUCUUCCUUGAGGGAACUCGCAGCCGGAGCAACAAGAGCAUGCCCCCUAAAUAUGGUAUGUUGUCCAUGGCGAUGGUUCCAUUCUUCUCUCACGAGGUCUCCGACAUCACCAUCGUGCCCGUGAACAUCAGCUACGACAGGCUCAUGGAGACCACUCUCUUUGCCUACGAACAUCUUGGAGUACCCAAGCCUAAGGAGUCCACUGGGGGCUUCCUAAAAGCGCUGCACAAUUUGAACGAUCAUUUCGGCUACAUCUACCUCAACGUUGGCCUUCCAAUUUCCGCCAGGGAGUUCUUCAACCAGAAUCCCAAAGUAUUAAAUUCUCCAGAGACGGCCAAGCCCAUGGAUCUGCAGGCGGUCACACCGGAACAGUUCAAACAAGUGCAGUCUCUUGCAAACCAUGUCAUAACUGUACAGCAGAAGAACACGAUGGUGACCAUCGCCAAUUUCGUGGCUCUCACUCUAAUGCAAAACAUUCAACUCAACAAACUUGCGACAAUUGACGAGGUCUAUGCAGACAUCGAACUUUUCAUCAAAGAUUUAGGCUAUUUCGGAGCCAGUAUCUUUGUUGAUUUAAAAGACGCGGUGGAAAGGAUCCUCGUGGUGCACCAGAAGAUGAUGAAGUUGGAUGGCGAGAAGCGACUGAAACUGAUCAUUGCAAGCCCGAUGGAAUUGUCGGAUGAAGUCAAGAAGAAAAUUAAAGGCCACUUGAUGCAUCCCGAGACGAUGGCGACGUCGGUGUCGGUGAUACAACUCCAGUUGUACGUGAACCCGGUGCUUCACUUCCUAGUGCCCGCCUCCCUCCUCUACCUCUGUGUGUUCCACGACCCUGGUCAAGUCACAGAGGUGUACUUUGAGCGCGUCAAGGUUCUAAGGAAAAUGCUUAGUCACGAAUUCUUCUACGUUGAAUCUGACAUGGAAGAUAAAUUCCAAGAGGCGCUUACCUUCUGUUCCCGUCACGACGUACUUGCGUAUGACAAGGAAAUGGACACGUUGAAGCUCGGGAAGGAUAAAAAGCGACAGUGGAUGCUGACGUGGACCUUGGCGCCGUUCAUCACCACUUUGCACGUGGCCACUUUGAUCAUGCUGGAGCAACAUGGGCGGAUAACUGAGGCGGAGGCGGCGAAGCGGAUCCAGCGUAAAGUGGUGGAGUUUGUCCAGCCUCGAGAGGAGCAUUGGUUGGGACACCCGUACAGCCUCAGCUUGGAGGUCGCGCGCAACUGUCUGCGGGGACUCGCCGACGCUCGGUCUCUCAUCAAAUAUCGAGGGGACAACAUAUCAUAUGAGGCGGUACCCGUCAACCUGGAAGUAGCUCACCGUCUGACUCUGUCCGUUCUACACAGAAUCCCUGUAGACUUCCAUAACAACAAGGCAGUGUGCAACCAACUGCUUCAGUCCCGGCUUUAAGCUACCUGCCUAAAUGAGGGUGAUUCUUUCAAAAACACUUAACAAAAAAUAGCCAUUUUGGUAUCCUCAACCAUAUGUCUUGAAACCAACCUGCUGCCACCUAACGUGUAGCGAGUUCGAUUCACGCACCGAAUAACUCUUUUUCAGGCUUAGUACGAGUUUUUCAAGUUACCGCGUUCGGCGCUCUGAUUGGUCCGCUCUAAUGAACCAACCAAUCAGAGCAUCGAACGCGGUAACAUUUCGAUCUUGUUAAACAAACUCGUAGUAAGCCCUGUGACUUAUGAAAAAUAAAACCGUUUCACUCUUAAAAUAAUAAUAAUUAAUUAUAAAGUUACUAAGAUGCUUAAUAAUUUGGGAUAAUGGCUACUUAAAUAAUGUUAAGGUUUUUCAAAGAAAUACCCUUCAUCGAGAUCAAAUACUUACUUUAUAGUAUUUGUCUCUCCAUUGAUCGAAUUCAAGCAAGUUUGAAUGUGACUCCAUUGGUAUAACAAUUGUUUUCAAUUCGUAAAACAAAUACAAAAUAUAAAAAAAUCUUUCUCGUAGUCUGUUCAAGUAACUUUGAGCUCUAAUACAUUGACAUAAGGCAUUCAUUGUGCCUAAGUAAGGUCUUAUAUUUUGUUCAAAAAAGCGUGAAGAAUUUUAUCUUGAUACUACGUAAUUUGAACUCUAUUGCAUUGACGUAAGAAUUGUUUUUAUUUAAUUAAACAUGUCACAUCUGAAUAAAGUAUCUCUCACUCUCUUCUUAAACGGAGAAGAAAUGAGUAUUGAUAACCACGCCUAUUAUACGAAAUGGCGAAUUUCAUACAUUUUUAAAUUAUAAGUAUAUACUUAGCAUUUAAUCAAUUUUACAGCGGUACUCAGAGACAUUUAAUGAUUACUUAAACUAUUCCUUAGUAACGAUUUUGUUCUGAAAACAACUAAAAACUGGCUUAAGUAAUCAUUAAAUGACUCUGAGUACGGCGGUUAACGUAUUAUCGAUAUACCUAAAAUAUUGUUUCCAUCUCUUUCUUACAACAAGAAAAAGAAAAGGACAACAAUAGGUAAUUAAUUGUAGGUUUUCUAUAUGUCGUAAUAACUCUGCAAAGCGCUUGUUUUUUUUUAAUUACGGGUGAAAAAACGGUCAACUUUAUUAUUUAUUAGUUACUGACUUAAUUACUUUUAAGUGAACUGUGUGUUACCAUGGUGUACCUAUUUAUUUAUUUUAGUUUUAAUUUGUAAAUAUGGGUUUUAUGUUAGUAUUAGUUUUUGACGUAUGCAACGAAAUAUGAUUUCUUUGGCAUUGAAUUAAAAAAUGUACGGUUUACUCACGUAACUGUUCGAGCGUACUCGACUAGUUUUGAGCUACGAUCGGGGCUCAUAAUCACGAAAAUUAUACUCGGGAAAUACAGUCACGCAGUCAACUCAUUGUUAGCCUUCUAAUGAAAGAAUUACGUGAGUAAACUGUAUAUUUAAAUUAAUUGAGUAUAUAUAAAGAUAGUUUGUAACAAAAAAGGUUUUGUAUGUUCCAAUAAUUUGCCGACUAACAGUCUAUUGCUCAAUUUUCUAACAUAACCUUAGAUUAUAGUUAUGACUUGGAAAUGAAUGGACUGAAUUGCACGGUUGGCAAAGUAGCUAGACGACCGACUGCUGCGCAACGCAUCGCAGUUUCGAUUCCCGCGCGGAUUAAAAUUUUAUGAUCGGCAGAUAGUUGGUCGAGUUUAGAUGUGAUAUUGUGGAAUUUGUGUUAUAAACACAAUGUAGGGAAAUAUCGGAGAGAUUGAGAAAAGAUCAGUGAGAAUGAUGGUGUGCUUUCUAUUUAAUAUUCUUCUUAUAAUUAGCAACUGGAAUCUGUAUUUUUACAAUUUUCGCAUUGCAUCCACACAACUAUGUAGGGAAGGAAAAAGGGUAUGACAAUUAAACAUCUAAUUAGUCCUACCUGUGUGCCUGAAAAUUGGUGUUUUACUACAUUUUUAUCAACAUAAAAGUACAUACUUUUUACUCAUACUAUUCUUAAUAUAUUUUAUAAAUAACUUGUCUAGUAGGUGUGUAGUGUCGAGCCUACUACAAUGUGUAUUACUUAUGCCCAUCUCAGGUCAUUAUUGUCACGUAAUAGAAUUUAAUAAUAAUUGUUAUUCAUCAUCAUUUCAGGUAUUCGAAAUUGUGUCGGACUUCAUCGUUCAAUUAUUUUGAUGUGUCAAAACUCUUUUGUAUUGCAUACUCAAAACAGUUGACUCUUGAUGAUUUAAAGCUGAAAACAGUUCUGCAAUUGAGAUUUAACGAUAUUAGAGUUGUAAUUUAAAGGUUUUACUGAAAAUAUAACUGAAUAUCAUAUGCGCUAACAUUACCCCUAUUUUCAAAAUUCAAUAUUCACGUAAAUUAAUGAAGAAAACGCGCGCCUACUAUUCAGCAGGUUUAGUGUUCAGCAGCGACGUCGUCGCGUCUGCGUAUGUAGCUCAUGAUGAAGAGUCCCUCUGUGACUCGAAACUAGUAGAGCUUUUCUCCAUUAAUUUACGGGAAUACACCGUGUGUUUAGCAUCCCAAGAAUAAUAACAAACAACUGUUUAACUGAGGCCUAUAAUGAUUAAAUUUUUGAAUUAUUUAUCAAGAAUCAACUGCACAUGCAUUUAAAAUAGACAACACUUGUGUGGCUGUUUACUAUUUCCAGUGAAAGCAACACUUAUUAAUUUUAUGCCAAUUCUUUACAGUAUGUCUACGGGCUUGUAACGUUCUAGUCUUAUCACAGUAGUACUUAUGAUAAUAAUAAUAUUUCAACCAUUUGCUAUUUAUUCUCAUAAUAUAAUAGAUUGUGAUAUUUGGUGUAUUAUGUCCGUAGUACCUCUUACCACUGUAUACCAACUAGGAUUUACUCUACGGAGCAUUCUUGUUCUUCAGCUGCAAUUAAUCGGAGUGAAUACUGACGAGGAACAGAACUCCCGCCUCAUUCUUGCCUUAAUUGGCUGGCUUGAGUGGAGAUUCCUAAAAGUGGUAAGAGGUGCCCUAAUGUAUCUAAAUGCUGAUUGGAAUAUUGUCUAUUUUUGAAUUGGUCAUAGCAUUUUCCAUACUCUGAGGGCUAAGCACUCGGUACGAGUUUGCUUUACGUUUACAACGAGAGCACGUUCGGCGCACUGAUUGGUUAGUUCAUUCGCGCUGGCCAAUCAGAGCGCCGAACGCGCUCUCGUUUCGAUUUUGUUCAACGUAAAGCAAACUCGUACUAAGGGUACUGAGUAUUACACUUUUGACAAAAGACUCUUCAAUAUUCAUCCAUCAAGGACUGGCUUUAGCCUCUUGUAUGGGCUUCAAAGGCCAUCUUCUACGCCCCUAUUCUAAGCUGGAAAAUAAACAAAAUAAUAAAUCAUACCUUUACAUAUAUGAAAGUGCAGACGCCUCGGGAAUACACCAAAUAUGACACAUUUUUCAUCGUAUAAUUAAUGUGUAGAUGUGAAAAAAAAAUUGUAUGAAUGUGUACUCAAAAUUUUCCUUUAAAAUUGUGAUUUAAAUUUGCCAAUUCCAUUUAGUCUUAGUAUUUAAUGUUAGGUGCCUAUUAUUGUGGGUGGUUUGUAUAAAACGUUUGAACGAUUCCGAUACUGAAAGUAUUUAAUAUAUUAUUUGUAUUAUCAUGUAUUCAGUUAUUAUAUUACUGAUGUCGUAUGCAUUUUUUAUUUAAUUCAGUAUUACAACGAAAUGUUACAUUUAUUUUCUUUUUGGGAUCAACUGUGUAUAUGUGUGUGUAAUGAAAAUACGUAACUAUCAACCAACUAAUUUUAUUUUAUACAUUGACAGUAUUUUUUUUGUGUUCGUGACAGAAACUUGCAUAAUUUGUUUGCCAUAUAAGUUUUGAAUACACUUUGAAUACAA